AUCAAAAGGAGCGGAUUCCGCAACGCAAACGCUGAUACCCGCGACCUUGUCUCGAGGAAUGCCCGCGUCGUCUCUUCGUCUCCCCUUCCCCAUCCUCUGACAUGGCCCUCUUCGUUGCUGCGUCGUCUUCCUCUCUCCCCUCUGCCCUCUCGCGUCUGCACUUUUGCUCCUCAAAUCUGCCCAAGAACGUCGCGGCUUUUGCGUUCUCUCACCGCGCCACUGCUUCUUUUGCCUCCAGCUCUGUAUUUGGCAGGCGUCUUGUUGGGUCGUUGGUAGGGUUCACUCUGGGGAACGCUGCCUCCUCCACCUGUGUACGAGGCAUGGAGCCCGUGAAUGCUGCUGCCCAGGUGCAAAGUGGCAGCUCUAUCUACGACUUCGUUGUAAAGGAUAUUGAUGGGAACGAUGUUGAGUUGAGCAAGUAUAAAGGGAAGGUUUUGCUCAUUGUCAACGUUGCUUCAGCAUGUGGAUUGACGACCACGAACUAUACGGAGCUUGCGGGCAUUUACUCCAAGUACAAGAAUCAAGAUUUUGAGAUUUUGGCUUUCCCCUGCAAUCAAUUUGGAGGUCAGGAGCCCGGUUCAAAUGCACAGAUCAAGCAAUUCGCUUGCACAAGGUUCAAAGCCGAGUUCCCCAUUUUUGACAAGGUGGACGUUAAUGGUCCUCAGGAGGCGCCCGUUUACAAGUUCCUGAAGUCUCAGAAGAGAGGCAGCAUUCUGGGAGACACCAUCAAGUGGAAUUUUGCAAAAUUCCUUGUUGACAAGAACGGGAAUGUCGUCGAUCGCUAUGCACCCACCACUCCACCAUCAAAGAUAGAGAACGACAUCCAGAAAUACCUGAGAAGUUAGGCGUAAUUAGUUCGGUUGAAGGGCAUGGCGACGGGAGUUAACGGUAUUACGCCCUGUGAUUUAUUUCUACUUUCCGGAAACCGUGGAAUAUUUAGUCUUGCUAUUGGCUUGUUCUCAAAAUGUUAGAUUGUAUUACCAAAUCCAUUUUUGCCUCUAAACCUUCCAGCUAAAUUAUUUUUAUCAACUAGUGGAGCAGUUAUCAGCUCAAAGAAGAAACAUAUUUCACCUGUAUUUCAUUCUAUCUUUUUUAAAAAAUGCGGUCCCAGUUCAGGCCGUGAUAAUUGAUCCUGGCA
Molecule: messenger RNA, 1138 nt
Organism: Physcomitrium patens
Lineage: Eukaryota; Viridiplantae; Streptophyta; Bryopsida; Funariales; Funariaceae
Product: putative phospholipid hydroperoxide glutathione peroxidase
Biological process (GO): response to oxidative stress
Molecular function (GO): peroxidase activity
Source: RefSeq, a predicted model, not a curated record